Molecule: messenger RNA, 712 nt
Organism: Pisolithus orientalis
Lineage: Eukaryota; Fungi; Basidiomycota; Agaricomycetes; Boletales; Pisolithaceae
Product: clathrin adaptor complex small chain-domain-containing protein
Exons: 5
Coding region: 46-636 (196 amino acids)
Biological process (GO): intracellular protein transport; vesicle-mediated transport
Cellular component (GO): intracellular membrane-bounded organelle; membrane coat
Source: RefSeq, a predicted model, not a curated record
CAAUGUUAGUACAAACCAUUGCAACACCCCCUGUAAACUGUUGAUAUGAUUCAUGCCGUGCUCAUAUUCAACACCUCUGGCAUCCCCAGACUGACCAAGUUCUAUACCCCCCUCCACCAAUCCUCCCAAACCGUUGUCCAGAAGAUUUUCUCUCUCAUAUCUGUUCGUCCCCAAGGACUCUGCAACUUCCUAGAUGCACCCGAACUCGAGGCAUUCCUGGGCCCCAAGGAUGGCUCGAAUGAACGGUGGAGAGUCGUGUACAGAAAUUAUGCUACACUUUACUUUGUUUUCGUCGUCGACGGCGCAGAGAGCGAACUCGGAAUACUGGAUUUGAUCCAGGUGUUCGUAGAAGCACUCGAUCGUUCCUUCCAGAACGUCUGCGAACUGGACCUUGUUUUCCAUUUCGAUGAGGUCCAUCAUAUCCUCGCAGAAAUUAUUCAAGGCGGUCUUGUCUUGGAGACAAACGUCGAAGAGAUUAACAGUUCUGUAAAGUCGGCACUCAAGGCAAGAAAGGACUCGUUUGUAUCAUCAAACCCCCUAGCCUUGGGUGGUAGUGUUGGGGGGUCACGGAAUGGUGGCCUACCAACGCCCCUGAACUGGUUGACCGAUAGACUGACAGGCGUAAGCGGGCGGUGAGGCCGCUGUUUGCACUACAUAUUAAAUACGUUGCAUACCGUGUACUAUACAAGGCGACUAUUUUGUCAAUUCCUGA